Molecule: messenger RNA, 1073 nt
Organism: Polyodon spathula (Mississippi paddlefish)
Lineage: Eukaryota; Metazoa; Chordata; Actinopteri; Acipenseriformes; Polyodontidae
Product: histone H3.3A
Exons: 4
Coding region: 132-542 (136 amino acids)
Cellular component (GO): nucleosome
Molecular function (GO): structural constituent of chromatin; protein heterodimerization activity; DNA binding
Source: RefSeq, a predicted model, not a curated record
UUGGCUGUGGUAGAGGGGGUUGUUGGGAUAGCCCUCUGGCAGCCAUCUUUCAAUUGUGUUUGCAGCCAAAGCUGAUCUCGUCUUGCUUAGAGAGCUUUCAGGAAGGUCUCCCAAGAGAGGAGUGAAGGAAAAUGGCCCGUACAAAGCAAACUGCACGUAAAUCUACAGGUGGAAAGGCGCCCAGGAAGCAGCUGGCAACCAAAGCUGCCCGCAAAAGCGCCCCUUCUACUGGAGGAGUCAAGAAACCUCAUCGCUAUAGGCCAGGUACUGUGGCUCUUCGUGAAAUCCGGCGUUACCAGAAGUCUACUGAGCUUUUGAUCCGCAAACUGCCCUUCCAGCGCCUGGUUCGCGAGAUUGCUCAGGACUUCAAAACUGAUCUGCGUUUCCAAAGCGCUGCUAUUGGUGCUUUACAGGAGGCAAGUGAGGCAUACCUGGUUGGCCUGUUCGAAGACACUAAUCUGUGUGCUAUUCACGCCAAACGUGUCACAAUCAUGCCAAAAGACAUCCAGCUAGCACGUCGUAUCCGUGGGGAGCGUGCUUAAGCUCCUACCAUCACGUGAAAUCUUCUCACUCAACAAUACACGCAUCUAUUCUUCCUGUCACUUGGUAGUAUUAAUGUUAGAUUUAUUUCCAUCAAGAGAUUUAAAGUGGUAUUGGAAAAAAAUGAAAGAGUUGGAGUGGUAAUGGUAAUUGGCUUUUAUUUCCAUUUACAUUUGUGUGUGAAUUUAAUAUGGAAUAUACAAUCAAAGCAUUACAAGUUUGGCAAAAAAACAUAUGUAUGUCAACAAUAGUGUCAAAAAUUGAACUUUGAAAAAAAACCAUUUUAAAACAGCCAGGUGCAUUUUCUGGAUUAUACCAGCAUCGGGGAAUUUUUUAAUUUUUUUUUUUAAUACAGCUACAAAGUUUCUUAUCUGUAACAAUGGAAUGGUGUUUGUAACAUUUUUAUCAUGCGAAUAGAUUCCAUCCAUUCACUAUACCUUUUCUAACAAAGUUGUACUACACACAAAUGUUUUAAGCGUCGUCUGUCUGUGCUGUUCCUGUAAGUUUGCUAUUAAAAUGCAUUAAACCUUAAA